AUGGCUCCGACGCGGAGUUUUCUUGGGUUUUUAAAUCCUAAAACGAUUAGUGUCGUUUUCAAUACUAAUAUUUCUAAAACUCCGUGUCGUUACAUACGUAGAUGUUACAACUGUAACAAUUUUUUAAGAGGUCGAGAAACGGUACCUCUAUUACUAAAUUGUAAAAAUUGGAAGUAUAAUGAAAUCAUUGGAAAACACCGAAACUUUCAUACAACAAACAAUUUAAAAGCUCGCGUUGAUUAUUACAAAGUUCUUGGAGUGUCCAAAAAUGCUUCUGUUAAAGACAUCAAGAAAGCUUACUAUCAAUUAGCUAAGAAGUAUCAUCCGGACGCAAAUAAGUCAGAUCCAGAAGCUUCGAAGAAGUUCCAGGAAGUUUCAGAGGCUUACGAGAUUUUGUCGGAUGAGAACAAGCGUAAGCAAUAUGAUACAUAUGGCACAACUUCUGAACAAAUGGGUAUGGGUGGGGCUGGUGGACCUGAUGGAUUCACUCAUCAAUGGCAAUACAAAUCUAUUAUAGACCCUGAGGAAUUGUUCCGGAAGAUUUUUGGUGAUGCUGGCUUUAAAAGUGAGGCUUUCAGUGACUUUGCAGAGAGUCAAUUUGGUUUUGGUGCAUCUCAAGAAAUAAUCGUAAAUCUAAAGUUCACCGAGGCAGCUCGUGGUGUUAACAAAGAUGUUAAUCUGAAUGUUGUUGACACAUGUCCCAAAUGUCAGGGUUCAAGAUGUGAACUCGGCACUAAAGCCAUCAAGUGCACAUAUUGUAAUGGCACCGGAAUGGAGACAUUUUCUAGAGGUCCAUUUGUUAUGAGGUCGACAUGUAGACAUUGUCACGGUACUCGUAUGUUGAUUAAAUUUCCAUGCCUUGAAUGUGAAGGAAAAGGACAGUCGGUUCAACGUAAAAAAGUUACGGUUCCAGUGCCAGCCGGUGUAGAAGAUGGUCAGACUGUACGUAUGUCUGUUGGAAAUAACGAAGUGUUCAUUACAUUCAAAGUGGAAAGCUCUAAGUACUUCAGACGAGAUGGACCCGAUGUUCAUACUGAUUGCUCGAUAUCUGUGUCUCAAGCACUUCUCGGCGGUACAGUGAGGAUACAAGGUCUUUAUGAAGAUCACACUUUGCAGAUCGUGCCUUGCACAUCAUCUCAUAGCACAAUACGUCUGUCUCGUAAAGGCAUGAAGCGUGUCAGUCAACAUGGUUAUGGAGAUCAUUAUGUGCAUAUUAAAAUACAAGUACCAAAAUCUUUAAGCGAUAAACAGAAGGCACUGAUCAGUGCAUACGCUGAACUAGAAGAAGACACACCGGGACAAAUACACGGAGUUGCUUUUGACAGAGAUGACGGUACAAAUAAUAGCGGUAGUGAUAAGAAAAUUCACGAGGCUAAUCGUGAGAGCGAUUUCAAAGAGGAGACGAAAUGGACGUUCAUUGAUAGUUUAAGCGAGGCGUUUGUAAAGAAUAGGACUAAUUUCCUCAUAGGUUUUCUAUCGUCGAUCGUUAUAGGGUUUUUGGUUUUGUCGAGCGAUCCCACUGAUAGGUCGGGCUUACAGAGAUAUAUGGAAAGUGGGACUAGCACAAAUUUCCCACCGCCCGAUGUACCGUUGGGUAAUAAAACUUCAAUAGCGGAGCCACAGAAUUUAGUAGACGCUAUAAAAGAAGCGCUGAAGGACAAGAAAAGUAUAGAACCCGGCGUCAGCGAGGAAGAUUUGAAAGAGUCAAAGCGCAGCAAAGGAUAA
Messenger RNA from Danaus chrysippus (African queen), 1725 nucleotides. The record is from the annotation of a GenBank genome assembly. Lineage: Eukaryota; Metazoa; Arthropoda; Insecta; Lepidoptera; Nymphalidae.